Molecule: messenger RNA, 2887 nt
Organism: Ceraceosorus guamensis
Lineage: Eukaryota; Fungi; Basidiomycota; Exobasidiomycetes; Ceraceosorales; Ceraceosoraceae
Product: BRO1-domain-containing protein
Exons: 10
Coding region: 142-2733 (863 amino acids)
Cellular component (GO): endosome
Molecular function (GO): protein binding
Source: RefSeq, a predicted model, not a curated record
CGAUUACCACGCAACUUGCUUCAAUGUUGACAUGGGGUUGAUCCAUUCAAGCGAGCACGUCCCUCACUGUCUCCGAUCCCCCGUCACUUAGUCUUCUCGCUGUUGGCUGCCAGCACUCGAAACGCGUGCUAGCACGACACCAUGCCGGCCAAUCUGCUCUCGCUUCCCAGCAAAUCAUCCCAGCUGGCCACAUCCCAAUUGACCUCGUCGCUCAAGGAGUACAUUACCAGCCGCUUUCCCGAUGUACAUCCCAGCGCCUUCAAGAGGGAUCUGGAGAGCUUGCAGCGGAUAAGGGACGAUGCAGUCAGUCUGGACGGGCACGCUUCUGGCUUGCUUGGAGGAGCCAAGUAUCACGCGCAGCUCGUCUGGUUGGGCACAAAGACGGGUGCUGAUGUGCAGAUCCCCUUUAGCUGGAUUGUUGCCCUGCCCAGCAAUGGACCUCCCACUUCCAUCUCCCCUCCUUCCUCACCCUCCACAUCUCGCGAUCAAACCAAUCUGAUCAAAGCCAGCCUCACCACCUCCUCAAGUGGACAGACAAUCGCUGUCCAUCCCUCCAUCAGCUAUGAGAGGUGCGCUCUGCUUUGGAGCUUGGCUGCUCUGCAUUCUUCUUUGGCUGCGAGGGAAGGGAGGGGGGACAAUGAGAGCAUAAAGAGAGCCAUUUCAGGCUUCAGCAUUGCGGCGGGGAUUCUCAAUGCAUUGCUAAGUCUUGUCACGGAGCUGCUCAGCGAGGACAUUGCGAGAACCUCCAGGGCUGCCGAUCUCGAUCUGGCACCCCGAAAUUUGGCUGCGUUGAGGGACUUGAUGCUCGCUCAGGCUCAAGAGUGCGCCUGGAGUAGAGCCGUUCGAGAUCGCUUGAAAGAUGGUACCAUAGCCAGAUUGGCCUUGCGAGUACAGGAAUUCUAUUCCAGCGCUUUAGCUCAUGCUCAGGGAAGCUGCAAGUCUCCAAUUGCGGAUUUGCCUGCUACUUCUAGCGCUAGACCCGAAGCCGUGACUGCAUUGGAGCUGUUGCCGGCAAGUUUGCCGAAAGAUUGGGUAGCACAUAUAACGGCCAAGCAAGCCCACUUUUCGGGUGCUGCUCAGUACAGGAAGAGUGUCGAAGAUGGUGGAGCCAAUCGGUACGGCACCGAAAUUGCUCGGCUGCAGCUGGCACAACAGCAUAUAAAGCAAGCUCUCGAUGCCUGCCGCUCUAAGGGAGUGUCCACCAUGCUUGCAGAGGACGCCCGCUCUCUCCAAGCGGUAAUAGGUACCAAUCUACACCGAGCUGUCAAGGACAACGAUCUGAUCUACCUGGAAGCCAUUCCUUCGGCGGGAGAUCUGCCAAAGAUCCUUGGAGCUAGUCUGGUAGAAGCCAAAGUUCCGUCGGAAUUGGAGAAGCCGUUGCAACAUCUGUCGGAAGGAACCAACGUCACUCCAGCAUUAGGAAAACCUCUCUUUGCAGAACUUGUGCCAUACGCUGUCCACGUUGCUGUAUCUGUCUAUGAGGACCGGAAGGACUCUUACGUCCGUGAUGAACUCAAUGCCAGAAGGGAAGAACUAGAUGCCAUCGCUGCGAGCACUCUGCAAUCUCUUUCACUCCCUGGCUCUCUGCAAGCACUAGAGCAACCGCAAGGCUUGCCGUCCUCGCUCUUGCGCAAGUCGGAUGAGGUCCGACUCUCGGGCGGCCUCGAUCGUCUACGCUCCAUCUCUGAUGACAUACAACGGAUAGCAUCGGUGGACGAGCGCCUUCUGGCCGAGAUUUUUGAGCACCUCGAGUCGGAAGAGAGAGAAGAUAGGGAGUUGAGGGAAGACUUCGAUCAGGUAACGAGGGAGGGCAUCAGGAUGAGCUCGGAUGUUGCGGGAGCCGAAAUGAGGAAUCGAGCGGUUGAGAGAUGGAACAUCUUUCAAGGUGCUAGGAGCAGCGAUGCUAUAGUACAGAAGAAGAUUGAGGAUUGGGAAGAUAUCAUUGAUGUGCUAGCAAGCGGUGAAGCCUCAUUGAGCGCCUUCUUGCCCUCGGCGAACAUUUCCUCCAGUAGUGCAUUGCAGAGUAGCGCACACGAGACCUCCGUUCGUUCACUGCGCAAAGCACUUGAGGAGCUCGACGACGUGCAGGAUGCUCGAGCAACUUCUAUAGCCGAAGCAAGGGCUCGAGCCAAAGAGGAUGACAUUAGACCGGACAUCAUUAAGGAGGCUGCUGCUCUAGUCGGAGGAUCGAACGGAAGUCAAAGGCUUGCUUGGAGCUCCAACACCAAUAUCCAACCUGCGGCUUUUGAGCCGAUCUUCGAACAGAGGUUGGAGAGAUAUCACAAGUACGUGAAAGAGCUGGAGGCUGGUGCCACAGUACAAGAGCAGCUUCUAGACAGGAUAGCGAAAGCCAAUGAGGCUUUCAUCGCAGCGCGAAGAACCGAUGCUCAAAUCAAGCGCAGAGAGGGAGCUUUGCAAAAUCUAGACCUCGGCUUUGCGAAGUAUAAGGAGAUCACCUCUAAUCUGGAGGAAGGCCUUAGGUUUUACAACGACUUGGCGAGAAUCCUGAGCGAACUCAAGCAAGAAGUCAAAGAAUGGCACCGUGCUCGUCAAAUGGACAUUGCACAUCUCAUUUCUCGCUUCCAAGGCACCUCCUUGUCCCCUUCGACCAACACAACACCGCAACGGGUGCAGACUAGGAGCCAGGCAGCUUUCAAUCAGAGCGCACCUCAUCCCCCCGCGCCAUCGCGGGGGGGAGCUUGGACGGGAGGAACAAUCAAGUUUGAUGACUGAUGGCGAGGCGUUUGGUACCGCUCCACAGACGACCAGGCCGUACGCGGCGCACAUCAGCGUUUGCCUCUCUUGCAGCACAAAUACUAUCAAGCUUCAGCCAAAUUCAGCCUGUGUGUAUGCCAGUCGAUUUUCCCUGUGCUGGAAAUUUAGAGAG